Molecule: messenger RNA, 1758 nt
Organism: Sardina pilchardus (European sardine)
Lineage: Eukaryota; Metazoa; Chordata; Actinopteri; Clupeiformes; Clupeidae
Product: apoptosis-associated speck-like protein containing a CARD
Exons: 3
Coding region: 108-689 (193 amino acids)
Biological process (GO): inflammatory response; innate immune response; regulation of apoptotic process
Source: RefSeq, a predicted model, not a curated record
AGUGGAAAGGAUUGUCUCAUAGAGCCUAAAGUUGGUAAGAAAAAAAGAGCGAGACAGGCGUAGCGCAGAAGAGUCGCCGUAGUUGUCCACAUUUAAGAUAACUGACCAUGACAGAGAAGACAAUCAAAUUUUGGAUUAUUGAUUCUUUGGAAAGUCUGUCGGCCAAAGAUUUAAAGAAGUUCAAAGUAAUGUUAUGCGAUCGGGAGGAGGAACCGCGCGUUACCAGACGUGCGGUCGAAGAUGCAGACGAAAUGGACUUGGCCGAUCUUUUGGUUAAGUUAUGUACAGAAUCGAAGGCAGCCCAUGUAACUAUUGACAUCUUUAAAAAGCUUGGAUUUAACAAUGAAGCUGCCGUGCUUGCGUCCAAAGUUCCGAGUGGAGAUGGCAGUUCUGGAGGUUACACAUCGAACUACAUGACCGGAGGUGUGCACUUCAUUGACAAGCAUCGCAUCUCGCUGAUCGAGAGAAUCACCACAGUGGACCCCAUCUUGGAUCGCCUGCUGAUGAAAAAAGUCAUCACCCAGGAGAACUAUAGCGACAUCCGCUGCCUGAACACCAGUUACAAGAAGAUGAGGGAGCUCUUUGAAAUGGGCAAUGUUCGCAGCAGUGUAAAAGGCAAAGACUGCCUGUAUGAGGUGCUGAUGGAGUCGGAGCCCUUCGUCAUGGAGGAGCUCAAGGAGAGAUCCUAAUUCCAACGACAGCACCACACCUGUGCCACUGAUAGUCAAAGUCCAGCCACUGAUAGUCAAAGUCCAGCCCCUAAACAGAGCCGUGUGCAAUGGCCCACCAAAAUGUUUACUUUAAUAGGAGCCCUUGGCACUUCCUGUAGGGACCCCUAUAUUUUAAUCUUUCCAUGUCCCUGUUAAGGACAUUUUUGAUUAUGUCAGUGCAAAUACAAGGCUCUUGACUGGCCACAUGAUACCAUCAUUUUCCACUAUCUUUAGUCACAUGUGUAGUCUUGCAGUUGGAGGGUAUUAUGUAUGUUUAUGUUUAGAAUUCCAUAUUCAUUCCAGCUUGGCACCUGCUCAUUAACAAAUGUGGAGGACUUUGAUUAUCAGUGAUCCACAGUGCGCCAUUUGUCUCAAGGAUUUUGAUGAUAAUUCCGCCAUCCAGAGCCAUUUCUGGGUGAACUGUUACACAGCACGAACUGAGGGAGUUGUGGUCAAGACAGCCCAUGGAAAACCGGUCCAAUAGUGAAAUGCAAUCAUUUCUGGUAGGGGGUGUGCCCUCCUGCCUGGCUGGGAGCAAAGCAUGUGACCUUAAUAUGCUUCACUCACUGCAAGUCAUGGAAGUAGAGGAGGUGACAACAUCUCCCAACCACAUAUCUAGGUUUUUUUUAAUUGAAUCCGUAAUAUUUUUACCCUGAAGCUGUAGGCAGACAGGAAUAGGUAUUUUCUCUUACUCUUUCUCUCUCUCUCUCUCUGGGUGCCUCUCAACAUCUCUCCUCGAUCCUCGAUGCACGAUCCUCGAGGGGUGUUCCCACUGAUCUAUAACUAACACUGGAUAGACUAUCCCAUUGUUGCCGCCCCAUCAUUCUUUAUGUAGAUCAGUGAGGAUCGAGGCCCGAGGAGCGAGGGAGGACGUAUAAAAGCCCAAAUGAGAGGCACCCAUACUCUCUCUCUCUCUCUCUCUCUCUCUCUCUCCCUCUUUUUUAAAGCAUGCUGGCCAAAAGAAGGGCACCAGAUCUGCCAGAAUUCCACUGUUUGUUACAAUUGAAUUUUUUAAAUUUUUUAAUAAAUGUACCUUGAUGACCUCCCA